Molecule: messenger RNA, 1629 nt
Organism: Penicillium diatomitis
Lineage: Eukaryota; Fungi; Ascomycota; Eurotiomycetes; Eurotiales; Aspergillaceae
Product: RNA-binding signal recognition particle subunit SRP54
Exons: 2
Coding region: 1-1629 (542 amino acids)
Biological process (GO): SRP-dependent cotranslational protein targeting to membrane; SRP-dependent cotranslational protein targeting to membrane, translocation
Cellular component (GO): signal recognition particle, endoplasmic reticulum targeting; cytosol
Molecular function (GO): GTP binding; 7S RNA binding; endoplasmic reticulum signal sequence receptor activity
Source: RefSeq, a predicted model, not a curated record
AUGGUUCUUCAGGAUCUCGGGCGGCGUAUCAACUCCGCCGUCAAUGACUUGACAAGGUCGAACAAUCUCGAUGAGAAGGCCUUCGAUGACAUGCUGAAGGAGAUCUGCGCUGCCCUCCUCUCCGCUGAUGUGAAUGUCCGACUUGUACAAACCCUCCGAAAGUCCAUCAAAUCCAGCGUCAACUUCUCCUCCCUGCCCGCUGCUGUCAACAAGAAGCGGUUGAUCCAAAAGACCGUCUUCGACGAGCUGGUCGCAUUAGUCGAUCCUCAUGCGCAGCCUUUCCGCCCCAAGAAGGGCCGCUCGAAUGUGAUCAUGUUCGUUGGUCUUCAAGGUGCGGGUAAGACAACAACAUGUACCAAGCUGGCUCGUCAUUACCAAACUCGUGGAUUCAAGACUGCCUUGGUUUGUGCGGAUACUUUCCGGGCUGGUGCCUUUGAUCAGUUGAAGCAGAACGCGACCAAGGCGAAAAUCCCAUACUAUGGUAGUCUGACUCAGACCGAUCCCGCUGUUGUGGCUGCCGAGGGUGUCGCCAAAUUCAAGAAGGAGCGUUUUGAUAUCAUCAUCGUGGAUACUAGCGGUCGCCAUCGCCAGGAGGAGGAGCUGUUCACGGAAAUGACUCAAAUCCAGGAGGCCGUGACCCCGGAUCAAACCAUUCUUGUCCUUGAUGGCACUAUCGGUCAGGCUGCCGAGUCUCAGUCUGCAGCUUUCAAGGCCACUGCCAAUUUCGGUGCCAUCAUCAUCACCAAGACCGACGGUAAUGCCGCUGGCGGUGGUGCUAUCUCCGCAGUUGCCGCGACACACACUCCCAUCAUCUUCCUUGGUACAGGUGAGCACCUGAUGGACCUCGAGCGAUUCGAACCACGCUCGUUUGUUCAGAAGCUGCUUGGUAUGGGCGAUGUGGCGAGUCUUGUCGAGCACGUUCAGGCCAUCACCAAGGAUUCGAGCUCAGCCAAGGAGACCUACAAGCACAUCGCUGAGGGCAUCUACACGAUUCGCGAUUUCCGCGAGAAUAUCACCUCUAUCAUGAAGAUGGGUCCUCUAUCCAAGCUUUCUGGCAUGAUUCCCGGCCUGUCCAACCUUACCCAGGGUCUCGAUGAUGAGGACGGUUCCAUGAAGCUUCGCCGCAUGGUCUACAUCUUUGACAGCAUGACUGCCAAGGAACUGGACAGCGACGGUAAGAUGUUCGUUGAGCAGCCCAGCCGGAUGGUUCGCAUCGCGCAUGGCAGUGGCACGACUGUUCGCGAAGUCGAGGAUCUGCUUUCUCAGCACCGCAUGAUGGCCGGCAUGGCCAAGCGGGUUGGUGGUCAGAAGAAGCAGAUGCAACAAGCGCAGAAGAUGCUCAAGGGUGGCAACAACCAGCAACAGCUCGCUGCCAUGCAGAAGCGGAUGGCCGCCAUGGGAGGAGCCGGCGGCAUGGGUGGAAUGGGCGGUAUGCCCGGCAUGGGCGAUAUGGCCAAGAUGAUGCAGAUGAUGGGUGGGGGUGGUCAGGGCGGAGGCGGCAUGCCUGGUCUCGGGGGCAUGGACUUGCAAAGUAUGAUGAGCCAAAUGGGUGGUUUGAUGGGAGGACUUGGCGGCAUGGGUGGUAUGGGCGGAGGUGGCGGCGGUGGUGGACGAGGCCGCGGACGGUAG